CAACAGAACAGACAGACACGUUCCAUGUCAGUCGGACAGUCGGACGGACAGACACGCGGCCACAGACGACACCUUCUCUAACAGUCAGGAUGUCCAUCACUAAGAUUCACGCUAGGGAGAUUCUGGACUCCAGAGGAAACCCAACAGUGGAGGUGGACCUAUGGACGGCUAAAGGUUUGUUCAGGGCAGCAGUUCCUAGCGGAGCGUCGACUGGUGUCCACGAGGCCCUGGAGCUCCGUGACCAAGACAAGGAUCGUUACUUGGGCAAAGGUACAUUAAAAGCCGUGAAACAUGUGAACGUGGACAUCGCGCCCGCACUGAUUGAGAAGAAGUUCAGUGUUGUGGAGCAGGAGAAGAUCGACAAGUUCAUGUUGGAUUUAGAUGGAACUGAAAACAAAUCUAAGUUUGGUGCUAACGCCAUCCUGGGCGUGUCUCUCGCCGUCUGUAAGGCCGGAGCAGCAGAGAAGGGCGUUCCUCUGUACCGCCAUAUUGCUGACCUCGCUGGGCACAAAGAUGUCAUACUUCCUGUUCCUGCCUUUAACGUCAUCAACGGAGGAAGUCACGCUGGAAACAAACUGGCCAUGCAGGAGUUCAUGAUUCUGCCCAUCGGAGCUUCCAACUUCCAUGAGGCCAUGAGGAUCGGCGCUGAGGUCUACCACAAUCUGAAGAACGUCAUCAAGGCCAAGUAUGGGAAGGACGCCACCAAUGUGGGCGAUGAGGGAGGCUUCGCGCCAAACAUCCUGGAGAACAACGAGGCUCUGGAGCUGCUGAAGACCGCCAUUGCGAAGGCCGGCUAUCCCGACAAAAUCAUCAUUGGCAUGGAUGUAGCGGCUUCCGAGUUCUUCCGCAGCGGAAAGUACGACCUGGACUUUAAGUCCCCUGAUGACCCAGCAAGACACAUCAGUGGCGAGAAGCUGGGAGACCUGUACCGCAGCUUCAUCAAGGGCUACCCCGUCCAGUCCAUUGAGGAUCCAUUCGACCAAGAUGAUUGGGAACAGUGGGCCAAGUUCACUGCCUCUGUGGACAUACAGAUUGUAGGAGACGACCUGACAGUGACCAAUCCCAAGAGGAUCCAGCAGGCGGUGGACAAGAAGGCCUGUAACUGUCUGCUGCUCAAAGUCAACCAGAUUGGCUCUGUGACUGAGUCUAUCCAGGCGUGUAAGCUGGCUCAGAGCAGUGGUUGGGGUGUGAUGGUCAGUCAUCGCUCCGGAGAGACAGAGGACACAUUCAUCUCUGACCUUGUGGUCGGACUGUGCACUGGACAGAUUAAAACCGGCGCCCCCUGCAGAUCAGAGCGUCUAGCCAAAUACAACCAACUGAUGAGGAUUGAGGAGGAGCUUGGAGACAAGGCUAAGUUUGCUGGCAAAGACUUCCGCCACCCAAAGAUCAACUAAAGUGCCGUUGUGACAACCGACUGACAACAGCAACUCCGCCUUACAAGCUGGGGGUGAGAGGUCACAAUGGGUUUGACCCCGCCUCUCUGGCUAUAAUUCCAUUCAUGAUGUUUUCUAUAUAAAACACAAAGGUUGAAUAAAGAUGAGGGAAGAAAACAAA
Solea senegalensis (Senegalese sole) is the source of this 1554-nucleotide messenger RNA. RefSeq names its product enolase 3, (beta, muscle) (gene eno3). Gene Ontology annotation, molecular function: phosphopyruvate hydratase activity; magnesium ion binding. NCBI's taxonomy places the organism in Eukaryota, Metazoa, Chordata, Actinopteri, Pleuronectiformes, Soleidae. Gene Ontology annotation, cellular component: phosphopyruvate hydratase complex. Gene Ontology annotation, biological process: glycolytic process. The transcript has 14 exons. Bases 90 to 1394 code for a protein of 434 amino acids. The record is from RefSeq and is a predicted model, not a curated record.